Molecule: messenger RNA, 1382 nt
Organism: Stegodyphus dumicola
Lineage: Eukaryota; Metazoa; Arthropoda; Arachnida; Araneae; Eresidae
Cellular component (GO): chitin-based extracellular matrix
Molecular function (GO): structural constituent of chitin-based larval cuticle
Source: RefSeq, a predicted model, not a curated record
AUGCUGUGUCAGACCAGUAUUUCUUUGCAGUCGUGGUACAAAGAAGGAAAGAAAUAUGAAACUUCUUAUUUAAGUAUUGUCAUCAGCUCACAAGCAGCUCCUUUAUUGGUAGAGACUCAUGCCUUGCCAGAGGUAGGCGCCAGUACGCAGUACAAAAGUCAAGAUAGCUUAGGUAAUUACGCAUUUGGCUAUAAUGAAGAUCAUACAAGUGGAGGAAGUUUCAGAAAAGAAUUCGGAGACUCUUUAGGUAACAAAAUUGGUUCUUAUGGUCUUCACAAUGCUGAUGGGAGAGCUCGGGUUGUUAACUAUGUGGCAGACAGCGCUGGAUUUAGAGCAGAUGUUCACACUAAUGAACCUGGAGUCGAUCCUACCCAAGACUCUGCUGAUGUGACAGUCAACAAGCCAGUUGUGGUGGCACCACUUCCAACUGCCAUUGCCCAUCCUGUCGCCGUCACCAAACAUCACACGGCUGUUCUUGUUCACAAUCCUACAUUUCAUGCAAUCCCUGUAGAAUCUUUCUAUACACACGGCCAUCUCUUAUUGCGGCGGAUGCCGUUAGCACCCUACUUUGAAACUGGUUUACUAUUACGGCAUUUCCUUUCUAGAAAAAGUAUAAAACCGCCGUAUUUAAACCCUGCUGGUAUCCUGAUCGUUCAGUUCGAAGCAAAUUUUAACUUUAAACAACUCAACUAUACUCUAAUUAUGAAGAUACUUGUGCUCUUUUUGCUGGUGGUCUCCUGCUAUGCCCAAUUCCAGUUCGACACACCUGUGGCUUCAACGAGACUUGGAGAUGAUGGAACUUCGUCGAUUACUCAGCACUAUAGAAACGACAACCAAGGGAACUAUGACUUCGGCUACAACGAAGGGCAUAAUGAAGGUGGCACCUUCAGGCGCGAGAGGGGAGACGCCUUCGGUAGGAAGAUCGGGACCUACGGUUACACGAACAACGAGGGUCUCAUUCGCAUUGUAAACUACGUCGCCGAUGAGAACGGAUUCCGGGCUGAACUGAAGUCCACAGAACCUGGAGUUGACGAAAAAGAGCCUGCCUCUGUUAUCGUCUUCAAAGAGGACACACCAACCUUGAUGACCUACCCAGGUCCUGAAGCAGCUGCUGUACCUGAUGCCGAAGGAAACAUUCCUGGAAUCGACCCACAGUAUAAACCUCCAGUUCUACAGGCCCCAUUAAGUCAGCCAUUGCAAAGUGCUGCAUCAGCACCUAUACCUUACGCCAUGGCUCCAGUCAACAGCAAUAUCCAACAAGCUGGCUCAGUCAGAGUGAUGGUGUCAGGACAAAAUGGCGCCUACUCAUAUUCCUAUUAAAAUGUGAUCUUAAGAAAUAUUGUAAAUUACAUUGAAUAAAAUUUUUCAUAUAAGUUGUAAAA